This is a messenger RNA of Periconia digitata, 1583 nucleotides long. The record is from the annotation of a GenBank genome assembly. NCBI's taxonomy places the organism in Eukaryota, Fungi, Ascomycota, Dothideomycetes, Pleosporales, Periconiaceae.
GUCCCAAACCGCAUAUCUCGCAUCCUGUACAGGCACUUGUACACCAACGUACUACGGUUAAUGUAUGAAUUGAAUUGUCUGGUUCUAUUUUUCUCGGGGUUCUUGUGGUCCCGAAACCCCACAAUCCUAUUCUUUCACUUCAGCCGUAUACCAAGCCUGCAACAAUUUCAAUAUCACUGCCCAAGUCCCUAGUUGUUUGACACUACCACGCACAUCAUGCUCAAGUCGUAAGACUUAAAAUUGCCUCUAACCUCUUCUUUCUCUUAAUUCGUGGGAUCCUAGUCAAUAUCUGUUGAUGGGAGGUUUAGCCGGCUUUAGUAUAAAUUGAGUGGUGCGGGGAGCAUGACAUAGUUUCACCUAUAGCAAACAAACUAGUAUGUUCGAUCCUUGCCAUUUCCAUUUACGUUCUCACAACGGCGAUCGUCGGCCCUGUUAAGAAGUCGGCAAAUUGUCUGCCUGGUCGCAAAUGGUGGAGAAUCGUCAGACCUUCUUCUAUAGCGUCCAAUAUGUGCGAGCAUAUAUACUUUAAUCCAUAAGGUUGCGUUCCUGGUGUAAUUUUGUUGCGAACAACGCUUAAACGCGUAUAGUAUAUAAAUGCAGAUAUUGACCCCGUUCUUUGCUUAUCCUGAGUUUCGUAUUUGCACUGUAUACACAAAACAAGCGGAACCAUGAUUUCUUUGCCUACAAUUCUGGGCGCCGCGUUCUAUGCGGCCGCUGUCGUCGUCGGUGCUCCUGCCAGCGAUGUUCUCCCUCAAACCGCCAAUCCCAACAUCCUGAACAAACGCGCCAACUCAGCAGGAUGCGGCAAGUCGCCGACCAUAAGCUCCGGCGCACGAUCCAUCAACGUCAAUGGCAAGAACCGUCAAUACACGAUCCGCGUGCCCAACGGCUAUGACCAAAACAAGCCGCACAAGCUUAUCUUCGCUUUCCACUGGGUUGGUGGAACGAUGCAGGACGUGUCGGGCGGCGGUUCAGAUGGUGCGCAGUGGGCCUAUUACGGUAUGCAGAAGAAGUCAUCUGAAACCGCCAUUCUCGUGGCUCCACAAGGUCUGAACAAUGGUUGGGGCAACAGUGGGGGCGAGGACAUCGCCUUUGUCGACGCGAUGCGGAAUGCGAUUGAAGCUGAUCUAUGCGUCGACACGACUCAGAGAUUUGCGACUGGCUUCUCUUAUGGAGGAUCUAUGUCGUUUUCUAUCGCUUGCUCCAGGGCUAAGGACUUCCGCGCUGUUGCUGUCAUCUCCGGAGGUCAGUUGAGUGGCUGUGACGGUGGGAACGAUCCUAUUGCGUACCUUGGAAUUCAUGGAAUCAAUGAUGGAACUUUGAACAUUGCUCAGGGCAGAACAUUGAGGGAUAGAUUCGUGAGGAAUAACGGAUGCGCGCAGACAAAUCCCAGGGAACCUGGCUCGGGGUCAGGACAACACGUUAAGACUGCAUACACUGGAUGCAAAGCUGGGUAUCCCGUAACGUGGUUGGCUUUCGAUGGAGGUCACGCCCCAGCGCCCGUGGAUGGUGGAGGUGACAGCGGUGCACGCAGCUAUGUUCCUGAUGAGAUUUGGGGUUUCUUCAAUCAGUUCUCAUCUUAG